AAGACUUUAAAUAUGAUACUUCAAAAAAAAAUUCACAUUCGAUACCGAAAAAAUCGUCAGAAUCUCCGUCAUUUCGAGUUGCAUCCACAGUUGAACCCGAAUACGCCCACACGAAAGUUGCUUCAAUUUAUCACGUAAUGUUUUCCGGAGGUGUUGGUGGUUCGACAGCUGAUUUUUUAAUGCAUAGUAUAGACACGGUGAAAACCAGAUUACAAGGUCAGAGACAAACUAAACCACCCAAGUAUCAAAAUAUGUGGAACGCAUACACUACAAUAUGGAAACAGGAAGGGCUUAUUCGUGGAUUGUACGGCGGGGUUACGCCUGCCAUACUGGGAUCUGUACCAGCCACAACAAUCUAUUUCGGAACAUAUGAAUUCAUAAAGCGCAAAAUCAAAUCAAUUGGAAUAACUGACACUGUUGCGCAUUUAACGGCCGGUAAGGAAUGCGAAAAUAUUCGAGUAACUUCCGGUAAAUCACGUGACAUUACAUUCUAA
Molecule: messenger RNA, 494 nt
Organism: Acaulospora morrowiae
Lineage: Eukaryota; Fungi; Glomeromycota; Glomeromycetes; Diversisporales; Acaulosporaceae
Source: the annotation of a GenBank genome assembly